GAUUGCGUCUACUCUCGCGAGAGUAGUUGAGAGCGCGGAAAAGACAUGCCUGCUGUAAAAGUUAGGGGCUGUUAACAAUAGCGUUGGUUUAAUGCGUGUUUACGAGUAAUAAACUCGAAUGUACGAGUAUAUGACGCGGUGGGAGGGCAUGUAUUACUAAACAUGGAGAUAUAUCAAGAGGAAGAGUAUAAUGUUACACAUAUCCCAAUGUUCCAAAAGGUUGUGGAUAUGUUUGACUCACGUCCUGGGUUUCAACGGAUAGUAAGACUGGGCCUCCUUGCCAAUAUGGGCUAUACUGACGAGCUAGAUGAUACAGGUGAGGAGGAUUACCAGUUUGACCCUUGGGCUCAUGGUCAAAACAGUUCCCGUCAAUACUCAAGGCCGUCUGACAGGACUACUGGGAACCAUACAAGGUUGUCCGGCUCAGUUUAUCCACUUCCAACACAUUACUACGCUGCAGCUCGAGACGUUCCUCUCUCAUCCUCUGUAAAAGUUCAACCCAAAGAGAGUAAUGCAGAAAGGAAAGCCAGAUUAUUACAAGAUGAGAAGAAAAGCAAAGAAAAGGCUGACAAGAAGCGUCUUAAGAAACAGAAACAGAAGGAAAGAAGGCGCCUUGAGAGGGCAAAACAAAACUCUGUGAAAAAUAACGAGGAAAAAGUCGACGAACAGCAAACCAAAGCAGAGGAGAGUAAAGCAGUUAAUGAUAAAUCGAAUUCCAGUGCUUCAGCCAAAGACACAGACAGCAGUGACUGUAGUGAGGACGAGUCCAGUGAUGAAGAUGGCGACACCAAGAAUGACUCGGACGACUCUGAGGAACUGGAUAUGACAAGUACUUUUGUGAGUAAAGCUGCUCUUAUAGCCCAGCGGAAAAUGGAGCAGAAGCCCAGACCUGAGCGGAAGGAGAAAAAGAAGACCCCGGUUAAAGGAGAGCCGAAAACCGUCCCUGACGAACCUAAUGAAGACCUGGAGGCAGAGAAGAAGAAUCAUGCCGGCCCAAAGAGUCCCACUCUUGAAGAUAAUAUAAAAACAAGUACUGAUCUUGCAAAUGUGGGAAAUAAGUUUGCAAGUGCUGGAGACUUUAAUAUGGCCGUGAAGUAUUUCACGGAUGCAAUUAAAUAUAACCCGACAGAGUUUAAGCUGUUUGGAAACCGUUCCUUCUGUUUUGAAAAGAUGCAAGAAUAUACGAAGGCGCUGGCUGAUGCAGAGUUGUCUCUCAGCAUGUGUCCGGGCUGGGUUAAAGGUCUGUUUAGGAAAGGCAGAGCUUUGGCAGGUCUAAAGAUGUAUGAAGAGGCUGCUCAGGCCUUCAUGGAGGUUCUCAAACUGGACAGUACAUGUGCAGAAGCAGCGCAGGAACUAAUGCGGGUGCAGAUAACACAGCUAAUGGGGUACGGUUUCACCCGGGAGCAGAGCUCAAACGCCUUAAUUAUACAUGGGACAGUAAAUAAAGCAGUAGAGGUUCUGUCCAAAUUAAACCAGCAACCAGGAGCUUUUCAAAAUGGCGGGCUCCCACUGGCUCCGGUAGCGAAUGUCAGCGGCUUCUCUCCUGUCCUUUCAGCCAACAUAAACACCGCCGUUCCUCCUCAGUCUCAGGAGGCGCAGAGAGCACCAAAUAAGAGCAAACCUUUAGGCCCAGUCCAGAAUAUGUCCAAUGUUAAGACUCAACCAAAGCCCACUCCUGAUCAGGCCACAAAGACCCCCAGUGAAGGUCACCCACCACACAGGGAGCUGUUUCCAGUUUGGGUGGGAAACUUGAUUAACCCGGUAACAGAGGCCAUGAUAACUAACCUGUUUAACAAGGCCGGGCUUGUCUUUAGUGUGCACAUUCUGCGAUUCAAACGGUGUGCAUUCGUAAACUAUACAAAACAAGAGUUUUGUGAAGAGGCAAUCAGGCGCUUUCAUGGCUCUGAGCUGAACGGCAACAAGCUUGCUGUGAGAUAUCCAGACAGGAUUCCUCGAGGCAUGGGCAUUUCCAAAUCUGCCCUUAAGUCUGUCGACAUGCAAGAUGAGAAUGUGGGGCAAAACAAUUGUGUUGAUGGGAGGAAUGCAGCUGGAGGCCACAGACCUUUUCGUCCAUCUAGACACGUCCCCGACUACAGAGGCAACCUUAAACCCUGAAAGGAACCGAGAUGCCUAAUUAACUGCCCUUAUCAAUAAAAACAAUCGCUUAUAUUGUCCAUCACGGAUUCAUCUACGGUUUUAAGGCUUUGCUUCCUUUUUGAAGUAUUUUUAGUUGACCACAAAACUAUUCUUAACUUUUAGUUUAAAAAAGAAGGAUAAGUGUUAGUCUGAAAAUGAUGCCCACUGAGAAACGAAUGAUGAUCUUUUAUAUAUUUUUAAUACCAAAAGAAAAGCCUCAAGUUACACAGUUUAUGUACAAUGAUUCCAGGUGUUUAAUAAAAUCGCCUCAAUGCCAUGAUCGUUAAAGCCACGCCGGUGAUAUUCUAGGAGGCUGUUUUAAAUGUCAGUAUUCAGGAACAUCAGUUUAUUACGUUACAUAAUUCAUUUGAGGUUGAAGUUUAACCAGCAGAAUGUCUGCAACAAGUUAAAUGGUCAUGUCAGUAGACAUAAGACACACAGAUGUGCUAUGUUGAUCUUAAUUACAUAUAUUUACUUUAAAAUACGGUAUUACAAGAGCCUCACAUUUAUGGCCUGUAUGGAAAUCAUCUAUAUUCAUUAUCAACAUUUAGAGUCUUCACUAUUGAUGAUGUAACAUGAGCUGCUUGCUAUAAACAGUCCUUAUAUUCUGUAAUACAACUGGCAUUACUUUGUUGAAUAUUUAAUCACAGUUUAAUUCUUAAUUUUCAUUUUUCAGCCACAAGACAAGUUUUAAAAUCUACCAGCUCUUCAGCAGUGGUUGAUCAUACGGUGGCCUAUAUUUCUUUUAUUCAGAUUUCCUCAUUAAUGUUUAAGAGUUUAUGUUCUUAAUGAAAGAAUUAAAGAUUAUUUCGUA
This is a messenger RNA of Acanthopagrus latus (yellowfin seabream), 2950 nucleotides long. Its product is annotated as tetratricopeptide repeat protein 31-like. Bases 163 to 2115 code for a protein of 650 amino acids. Gene Ontology annotation, molecular function: protein binding; RNA binding. The transcript is spliced from 18 exons. NCBI's taxonomy places the organism in Eukaryota, Metazoa, Chordata, Actinopteri, Spariformes, Sparidae. The record is from RefSeq and is a predicted model, not a curated record.